Molecule: messenger RNA, 1684 nt
Organism: Cheilinus undulatus (humphead wrasse)
Lineage: Eukaryota; Metazoa; Chordata; Actinopteri; Labriformes; Labridae
Product: GTPase IMAP family member 8-like
Exons: 8
Coding region: 204-1250 (348 amino acids)
Molecular function (GO): GTP binding
Source: RefSeq, a predicted model, not a curated record
GAGCAGUGUCCCAGUGGAGGGCAGGCCUGCACAGGAAAAGCUUUCCUCAACAGCAGGAAGGAGGGAUUUCAUACAUCGCCCUUGUGUGUUUUAUCAGAUUGUUAUCUAAAAGUAGAUAGAGGAUUAUCUGGCUAUACAUCAGUGAGCGGAAGUCCUGUCAUAGCUAGGCGUAAACCUGCCCGGAGUCAACAGCGGAAAAAAAAAUGGAGUGUCGAUGCGAAAAUGACCAUCCUGAGGAUGCAGGAUGGCUGGGUGGAAACAGUGUCCAGAUGGGAACUUUUACUGUUGUUGGAUAUCUUCUCUACAGGUUUUCACAGACUCUCCCAGCUCUCAUCCGGUGGCCCAUACGUCUGUUCUGCUCUCUUACUGGUCUGUCGGCCCUUUGGGGCUGGGUGAGCCGCCUCGUGGGAACCCUUCGUGUGAUCAAGAGCUUGUGUAAAUGGCUGUCUCAAGUUUGGAAGUUCUUAGUAGCAUGCUCCGCAAAGUUUAAGUGGCUGGGAGACAUCAUUAGAAAAAUCACAGGUACAUCAAAUGAUGAGGCACUGGAGUCAGAAACCGAUCCAAAUAACCCACCAGGCCUGAGGCUGAUCCUCCUUGGACCCACCAAUGAAGGACGGUUCAUUCUGUCAAAUACUUUGUUGGGGAUCAGUGAGAUAAAGGAACCCAUGGGUCCUCUGAUGGAGAGCACAAGGAGAAAGACUAUUUUAAAUGUAAGGGAGGUUACAGUGAUCAACACCCCAGACAUUUUAGGGCCAUCUUUGGAGAGCCAGAAAAGAGCCAGGGAAGCUCUGAGGAGCCUCCAGCUCGCCACUCCUGGACCACACGCCUUCCUGCUGCUGAUCCAAGCUUCAGGCCCAAGCAUGGAGAUGACCCUGCAAGCAUCCAAGGCCAUCCAAGCCACUCGUGAACUGUUUGGAGACGAGGCCUUGGAGUUUAUCCUCCCAGUGCUCACCAAUGCAGACCAUCAGGGCCGAAAACGAGCAGUAGAAAAGCUGCUGGACGCAGACUCUGGGGGUCUAAAAAGGGCCCUGUCUCUUUGCAAACAGAGGCCAGAGCUGGUGAAUAUCAGGCCAGACUGCCCCCUGGAGGAGCAGGGUGUGACAUGCAGGCAGCUGCUGAGGCGUGUGAUGGAGAUGAAGACACUGAGAGGGCAUUUUGUGCAUGAGCUGCAGAGAAGAGAGGACCAGAGGAGGGAGGAGCUGCUGGCUGACAUGACCUCUGCUCUGGCGCAAAAACUAGGGUACAUGUAAACAAAGAGAUGGUGCUGGUUAUUUAUUCAAGUGUCGAACCUGCAACUUUGAGUUUGAGAUUUCAGUAGUGUUUCUCUCAUGAGUUAUUUUUGUCACUACUGCCACACUGCUGUCCAAAUGAGUUCACCAACACUGGAUGCCUUUUGGUUUAAAAUUAUCAGGGCUACUUUUGGGUUCAUGUGUAUGCUUAUUCACUCUUAUUUUCUUAUUCUGAUGUGUAAUAAUAUGUUGAUGACAGAUUACCCUUUAGUUUGAGCCUGUGCCUCAUGUUUCUUAUCCUGUUCCCUUGCUUAGCACUCCUCUAUCUUUCAUAAUUUAUAAGAGAUAUUAAACUUUAAAAAUGAUCAGGGAAAAUAAACUCAGGUCAUUUUGAGAGUAGAGUUCAGGAGAGCUGCUUGAUGUGUUCCAUGCAAUCUUCUGUUUUGUUUUUUUUA